Molecule: messenger RNA, 1692 nt
Organism: Aspergillus oryzae RIB40
Lineage: Eukaryota; Fungi; Ascomycota; Eurotiomycetes; Eurotiales; Aspergillaceae
Gene: yap1
Product: putative bZIP transcription factor AP-1/Yap1
Exons: 4
Coding region: 1-1692 (563 amino acids)
Cellular component (GO): RNA polymerase II transcription regulator complex
Molecular function (GO): DNA-binding transcription activator activity, RNA polymerase II-specific; transcription cis-regulatory region binding
Source: RefSeq, a predicted model, not a curated record
AUGGCCGAUUACAAUACCCUCUAUCAUCAAGGUCUAUACCUCUCCCCCGAUCAACAAGACCUUCUUCUUGCCGCUCUUUCCUCCAACCAACCCCCUCAAAAACAACAGAACGAUAAGCAAAGAUCCCAAGCGAAGACAGAUCCAGACAGCACUCCUGGAAACAUGUCGUCUGGCAGCUUCAGCAUGUCACCAGGAUUCAAUAAAACGCAUCCUGGCUCCGGUGGAUUGGGUUACGGAGAUGAUGAGAGUCCUUUCCUAGACUUUAACCCGGAGCUUGACUUUGAUUUUCCGGGCUCCGAGAAUCUAAUUGGUGACCUACCGGGAAGUCUCCCGUCUGAGGAACACGAGGUAGGCGAAAAGCGGAAGGAUAUGUCGGACAACGAAAACGAAGAGUCGGGAAAGAAGCGCAGAGAAAGCGAUGACAAAGCAGCGAAAAAACCAGGUAGAAAGCCGUUGACUUCAGAGCCUACUUCGAAGCGCAAGGCGCAGAAUCGUGCAGCGCAGCGGGCAUUCCGUGAGCGCAAGGAGAAGCAUUUGAAGGACUUGGAGACCAAAGUGGAUGAGUUGCAGAAGGCCUCUGACGAUGCAAACCAGGAGAACGGACUACUCCGCGCUCAGGUCGAGCGUUUGCAAGUGGAGCUCAGGGAGUACCGCAAGCGUCUCUCAUGGCUGACUACCGGCAGUGGAAUCUCUGCCAUGAGCGCUAUCCCGAGCGCUCAUUCUAGGAAUUUGUACGGCCUCAAUAACAACGACUUCAUGUUCGAUUUCCCCAAGUUCGGAGACCUUCCCGGAGGGCACAUCUUUAAUGGCCCAUUGACCAAGUCAAACCAAAACAAGCCUAGGGAUGGUUCUUCUCCGGCGACAAGCGACUCCCAAGUUCCAGGUGUUAUGACUCGGGAAACACUCAACGGCUCAAACAACCGUGGAAUGCCAACUGCCAAAGCCGCUAAUGGAGUCUCCAACAACCCCUCUCCUAAGGUUCCAUCGGUGUACAAUAUCAGACAGUCCGCAUCAUCACAUGAUUCCUCCAAUUCUUGUUCUCCAUCAUCCUCAUCGGACUCACACCAAAGUCAGAUGCUGUCUUCGAAUGGCACAUCGCCGGAACCGUCAUCAAAUUCGCCUGCUACGAAGCUUAAUGACAGUGUUCAAAAUCAUCAUGCUUGUACCUAUAGCACCAUUGAUGCUGUGAGAGGCAAAAGCGAGAGCGUGUCGAAUACCCCCAGCCAACCCAACAACAACUACGAACAAACACCCGGACCUGGACUGGACCUUCUGGCGCAGCAGAAUGGGGGUCAGUUCGAUCCAGUGCUGUUCGGAGACUGGCGAGAACCUCAAGAUGCAAUUUUGUCGCAGGACUUCGGUACCUUCUUUGACGAUGCCUUCCCCUUGCCGGAUCUGGGAAGUCCAUCUCACAAUUUUAAUGAGGUGGCUAACCCGCAGCCACCGAAGAAGGAUUUGAUUGCUGAAAUCGACAACAAAUUGGAUGAGGAGGUGGUGCCUGGGGAGGACAAAUCACAGAUGUUGUCUUGCACCAAGAUUUGGGACCGCCUGCAGUCUAUGGAGAAGUUCCGCAAUGGCGAAAUUGACGUCGACAAUCUUUGCUCCGAAUUGCGUACGAAGGCCCGCUGUUCGGAGGGUGGUGUAGUUGUGAACCAAAAGGACGUGGAGGAUAUCAUGGGUCGCGUCAAAUAA